This is a messenger RNA of Impatiens glandulifera, 1900 nucleotides long. RefSeq names its product amino acid transporter AVT1C-like. Gene Ontology annotation, cellular component: plasma membrane. The record is from RefSeq and is a predicted model, not a curated record. Lineage: Eukaryota; Viridiplantae; Streptophyta; Magnoliopsida; Ericales; Balsaminaceae. Bases 131 to 1777 code for a protein of 548 amino acids. The transcript is spliced from 13 exons.
AGUCCCUUACUCAUACAAGAAGAACUAGCUAGAAGCUCCUGCGAUUCACAGGCGGCGCUGUUGAUUUUACCUUGCUUGGAAGCUAAGCUUGUGUGCUUGUUGUGUGUGAAGAGAGAAAAAGUUGGAGAAGAUGAAGAAUUCUGUUUCAGAGCAGAGCUUCUUUGUUGAUAGUGAGGAUGAUGAUGAUGAGAAGUCAGUUGAUAAAAAUGAAGAUGAUGGAGGAGAUGAUACUGAUUCAUCGGUUUCUUCUUUUCAUGAAAGGCAGCAAAGCAAGCCCAAUUCUUUUAACCCAGCAUGGCCACAAAGUUACAGGCAGUCUAUUGAUCUUUAUGGUAGUGUGCCUUCUCCAAGUAUCGGAUUUUUGGGCACUCCUUCAUUAUCAAGAUUGGGCAGUUCAUUUCUUUCUUCAUCAUUGACAAGGAGACACACUCCUGAGAUAUUACAUACAUAUAGUAAACCGCUUCUACAAACAGUGGAAGAUGAAGAACAAGCACAAACAAAGGGAAAUUCCAAUCUUCUAUAUCCUCCACUUCCGCCAAGAAAGAGUUCUGUAAGGAAAUCCUCCAAGGUAUUGGAGGAACUUCCAGUUUCUAGGCAUAGCUCACUUGGACAAGCAGUUCUAAAUGGCAUGAAUGUUCUGUGUGGAGUUGGGAUCCUUUCUACUCCCUAUGCUGUCAAAGAAGGCGGAUGGCUUGGCCUCUCCAUAUUGGCUGUUUUUGCAUUGCUUUCUUUCUACACAGGACUUCUCUUGCGUUAUUGCUUGGAUAGCCGACCUGGCCUAGAGACUUAUCCUGACAUUGGCCAGGCAGCAUUUGGAACUGUUGGGCGUUUUACCAUCUCUAUUAUUCUCUACAUUGAACUAUAUGCUUCUUGUGUUGAAUAUAUUAUUCUGGAGGGUGAUAACUUAUCAUCACUAUUCCCUAAUGCUCAUUUGAACAUUGGAGGUUUAUAUUUAGAUUCGCAUUACCUUUUCGCUUUGCUGUCUACUCUAGUUAUCCUUCCGACUGUUUGGCUGCGAGAUCUCAGAGUGCUGAGUUAUAUUUCUGCCGGUGGAGUCAUUGCUUCAAUUUUGGUGGUUCUAUGCUUGUUUUGGGUGGGGUUGGUCGAUAAUGUUGGCAUCCAGAGUCAGAGUCACGGGUCAAUGCUAAAUCUCAAUUCUGUGCCAGUUGCUAUUGGUCUGUAUGGCUUUUGUUACUCUGGCCAUGCUGUCUUUCCUAAUAUCUACUCAUCCAUGGAAAAACCAAGCCAAUAUCCUGCAUUCCUGUUAAUAAGUUUUACUGUUUGUACUUUGAUGUAUGCCGGAGUUGCUGUUAUGGGAUAUCUUAUGUUUGGAGAAUCAACAUUGUCUCAAUUCACUCUCAACUUGCCCCAAGAAUAUGUUGCCUCCAAAAUUGCUGUAUGGACAACGGUAGUGAACCCUUUUACCAAAUAUGCAUUAACCAUGACCCCAGUGGCACUCAGUUUGGAGGAAUUGUUGCCUGCAAAUAGUGUCAACUCUUACAGAUAUUCAAUAUGCAUAAGGACAGCUUUGGUGAUUUCUACUGUCGCUGUUGGUCUUUGUAUCCCUUUCUUCGGACUAGUUCUUGCAUUGAUUGGAUCACUACUCACAAUGCUUGUGACCCUGAUAUUGCCGUGUGCAUGCUACUUGCGUAUAUGGAGUGGCAAAAUAUCUCGUAGCGAAGUGUUUUUGUGCUAUGUAGUUAUUGUUGUGGGUUCGGUAUCAGCAACAGUUGGGUCCUAUUCAGCAAUCUCUGAGAUAAUCAAAAAAUUCAGAUAAGACAUUUUUAUUUUAUAUUUGAAAUCAUAUAUAGCUUCCCACUCCUUUUAGUAAAGACUCUACAAUAUAAUUGGACAAAUGAAUGAUCUUUAAUUCUCUUGAAAUGCAUAUGAAGCUUUAGUU